Sorex fumeus (smoky shrew) is the source of this 6795-nucleotide messenger RNA. It is a transcript of the gene PCGF5, whose product is annotated as polycomb group ring finger 5. Gene Ontology annotation, biological process: regulation of transcription by RNA polymerase II. NCBI's taxonomy places the organism in Eukaryota, Metazoa, Chordata, Mammalia, Eulipotyphla, Soricidae. Gene Ontology annotation, cellular component: PRC1 complex. The coding region runs from base 416 to 1186 and encodes 256 amino acids. The record is from RefSeq and is a predicted model, not a curated record. The transcript is spliced from 10 exons.
AGGGGGUGGAGUUGCCCUUGGAGGCGGCGCCCGCUCAGGGCCCCGAGGCCCGCCGCGCCCUAUCGGGCCCGCGCCGAGUGGCCCCGCGGAGCCGGCGCGCUCCCGCCUGCAGGGGGAGGGCGGACGGGGCGCGGGGACCGGCCAGGCCGCGGCGGGCGCUGUUUCUCUUUCACUUUCCUUCCCGGGGAGGCCGGCGCGCUGGCGGGCGCGGAGCGGAGGCGGCGGCCGCGGGAUAUGGAAAAGCAGAACCACCAAAAGAAGUAAUGACCAGCGAUCUCAUUAUAAAUCUGGAUGUUUGUUCUUAUGCCUCUGCAUGUCCAUUUGGGAACGCCACGCCAGCUCCUUGGAUCAGACCUUUAUCCAUAUAAUAUCCUUCUUUGCCUGAACUACUGAAGCCAGUCCUAGCUCACCACGAAUGGCUACUCAAAGGAAACACUUGGUGAAAGAUUUCAAUCCUUAUAUCACCUGCUACAUCUGCAAAGGUUAUCUGAUCAAGCCAACUACGGUAACGGAAUGCCUUCAUACAUUCUGUAAGACUUGCAUUGUCCAGCACUUUGAAGAUAGUAAUGAUUGUCCAAGGUGUGGCAAUCAAGUUCAUGAGACAAACCCAUUAGAAAUGUUGAGACUGGAUAAUACAUUAGAGGAAAUUAUAUUUAAACUGGUUCCUGGACUACGAGAACAAGAACUUGAGCGUGAAUCUGAAUUUUGGAAGAAAAAUAAGCCUCAGGAAAAUGGACAAGAUGACACUUCAAAAAUGGACAAACCUAAAGCAGAUGAAGAAGGUGAUGAAAAUCAAGAUGACAAAGAUUAUCACAGAAGUGACCCACAGAUUGCUAUUUGUCUAGAUUGCCUACGAAAUAAUGGACAAUCAGGAGACAAUGUAGUAAAGGGUUUAAUGAAGAAAUUCAUCCGAUGUUCUACACGAGUAACUGUGGGAACUAUUAAAAAAUUUCUAAGUUUGAAGUUAAAACUUCCAAGUUCUUAUGAGUUGGAUGUGCUGUGCAAUGGUGAAAUUAUGGGGAAGGAUCAUACUAUGGAAUUCAUCUACAUGACAAGAUGGCGAUUAAGAGGAGAAAAUUUUCGGUGUCUGAACUGCUCAGCUUCGCAAGUCUGCUCUCAGGAUGGCCCUUUGUAUCAGUCAUACCCCAUGGUAUUGCAGUAUCGACCAAGAAUUGAUUUCGGUUAGACCCCGGGGCCUAGAGCCCACUGAGAUGAAUCCUGCACUAUUUGUUUACUCAACAGAUUGCACAGGGAACCUGUAUGUGGACUAGUGGGACACAACCAGAUUUUCAGCAUGCAAAUAAGGCCAUUGUCUGUCUCUUAAUUUGUCAGUUUCAUUUAUGUUGUUUCUAUUAAGAGCAAACCAAGUGCCAUUCUGCUACUGAACCAUCUACAUAAGGUAUUUGUAUUGUCUCAGAAUAUACAAGUCAUAGUUAAAACCAGUCAGCUGUGUGGCCAUGAUUCGGCCAUCUGAAUAUUUUGCUUGCCUGUUCUAAGGUUGUUCUAAUGUUUGAUUACACUAGUAAUAUGGCUCAAUCUUUGUGGUGUUGCAUUUUUCACAUGCUAUUUUAUUCUUUUUUUAAAUAGAGUACUGUACAUGAAGCUAAUUAUUAUAUCUGAAAUUAUUUUAUAUGGAAAAUUUAUUUAGAAAAGUGGUUUUGGAGCCACUAUCCUAUUCUCAGUAAGUGUGUCUGUGUAUGUGUGUGUGCGUGUGUGUGUGUGAGAGAGAGAGAUUGUGUGUGUAUGUGUACAAAACAGUGUGCUUUUGUGUGUUCAAGUUCUUUUAGAAAGAAUUCCACUUUUUAUUUAACAUUAGAACACAUAAUUGUAGACAUUUCCAUUCAUCUCUCUGUGUAGUCUACCAGAUCCACAAGGAAGGCAUGUUAGCUCUCUGGAUUGAAAAUGUGUUACUUCUUGGAGAACUGAAGUAAGAUUCACAACCAUUCAAAUUGUGGGCAGCUGAUUACGUUCAUAUGUAACAAAAUUAGUGUGUAUGUAAGGUUAAUCUUUCAUAAUGCCUUAUGACAAGCAGGUGCUGCUUCAUGAAAUGUCACUGUAUAGUGUGCAUCAUUUAGUGUUUCUCUUAUUUAAUGAGCAUAUUCUUUUUUUACAUUGGCCUUAGGUAUAUGUCACUGUGGCAUGCCAGAGGGUUUUGAUGAUUUUAAAUAUUAGGAUUCUUAGGGCGUAUAGCACUAUUUUAUGGAUUUCAAAAGCUCAAAGCAAUCGUAGAUUAAAACUGUUACUUAUCACAUGUCCAAACCAUAUACAUAAAAUAAAAUUAAUGCAGACUUAGUAGAUAAAUAUGCUAACCAAAAGUAAUGGUUUUAAGAUAACCAUUUUAAAUCCUAUAGUAAACGAGGGAAGUGAGACUGUUGUUUUAAACACAAGUUCAUUAAAGUCAGAACUAAAAUAAUGUCAUUGAUUUUGCAGUUAUGUUAAGUCUUCCAUUCUUUUUGAGAAUAGGCUACAGGUCAAAGAAAGUCACUUUACCUUAAGUUAUCUGAGUUACCUGAAGAAUUUCCUUUUAAACCUUUUAAAAUUUACUUUUGUCAUCAGUCUUUAGAAAUUAAUUUUUAUUAACUUCUUCAAAUACCAUCUGAAACUUUAACUGUCUUGAAAGUUAGGAAAAUGAUUUAUUUUAGAACUCUGACAUGAGCACAAUCUGUGUUAUGCACAUAGUUUUUAUACUACAUACAUGGUAAAUGUGCUAUAUUUUCCAAUAAAAUAUAUCACAAAUUGUUGCCUUCUAAAUGUCCAGAUGUUUCUUAAGAAUAAAACACCAUAAAACUAAAAAUAAAAGGGGGGGCUCACAAAAUACAGCUAAAUCUUGAUGCACUUCACAAUAUAAAAGAUUGAAGCUUCAUAAUUAUCUUCCCCAUAUAUGUUUCAAGUCUAAAGUUUAUAAUAAAGUUUGCUCAUUCUGAUUUUUGUGGCAGUGCUUAAUGUUGUUUAGUUAGACUAUAUUUGUUCUUAGAAGGACUCGCAGAAUUUUAAAAGACAAUUAGGUUUCUAAUUCUUUAAAUGGUUGAAACAGACCAUUUACAAUCCAAAACUGAAUUUACUCUCUAGGCACACAGAAAUUAUUUUGCUGUUUUUUAAAAGUCCAAUUUUCUGAUAUCCCUAAGAAUUUGAAUUUUUUUAAUUCAUUAUAAAUUUGUCACACCUAUUGAUUUUCAUGUGUAUUUUAAUUUUCUCAUUUAAAAUGAAUUGAGAGUGUUUUUUAUAUAUACCACAAAUGAAACCUAAAUGUUUUGGGGUCCCCAGCCAAAACUUAAGAGCCUUAAAGGAGUUUUAUAUACAGCAUUUUGUUAAAUUUGAUCAAUUGCAUUCGUAGAUGUAAUUUCACUAUUUUCACAGAAAUGGCAUAAGAAGCAAUUAGGGAAUUGAGAAUAGUUAUAGAUAAAUUUUCUUCAGUGUCAAUAUGUUAACAUUUUUAUUGAAAUACAAUGGAAUAUGUGCCAAAACACGAACCCUUUAAAUAUAGAAGAGUAUCAGUUGUCAUUUGGGAAAAGGUACACGUUUUUAUUAUAGUCCUGUGUAAUAACGUAUUACUGUUAGAACCACAGACUUCUUAGACUGACCUCUUUGGGUAUAUUCACCUAUGAUUUUGUAAGUAUGGGACUAUUUUUGUGUCUUAAUACAUUAAAUUUCCAGUUAAUAUUUCCCUCAGUCAGGUUUGCAAGAAACCAGGUACAGAAAAACAUUAACUGGUGACCUUUGUGACUAGCUUUAUAAAUUUAGGUUUCUAAUAAAAUGUUCUUUAUAUAAAUAACCUAUAGAAAUCAUCAUCUGAAUUUGAAAAUUCAGAAUAAAAUUCAGUUAAAAUUUUCUUUAAUCUUUUGCUUCUUCAGCAAUAAACAGAAAGAACUUCCCUUAAAAGAUCUUAUAAUGCUCUGCCUUAGCUGUCAUAGAUACAAAAGGGUCGAGGAACUUUGGGUGUAAAUAGGUCUAUGGUUAUAGGCACUUAAGUUGAAGUAAUAUAUAAUCAUCAUAAGUGAACAGAGAUUUCAUAAUGUGAUCUUUUCCUUAGAUUAACAAAAUACUUUCAAAAACUAAACAGAAAGGCCCAUUAAUGAGUAAUACAGGGUCAUCAAUCUGGGUGCAUUUACUUUAUGUCAUGUCUAUUCACUACUUAUGGAAUAGUGUGUUAUUUUUUUUUAAAUCAUUGAAAAUCUAUCACAUACUACUGGGCCACAUUUUAUAAAUGUAAUGCAUUUGCUCAGCUAUAUUAUACACUCAAAUGUAAUCUAAAUUUAACUGGAUCUUUAAGAACAAGUGAAUCACAUGAUAUUCUGAACUGCUUAGCUUUAUUGAAAAAUUUGAGAAAGUGCCUCAUUAAGAUAGUGCAUUUCCAGUUUGGAUGCUGCAUAAAUUUUAAGUUAUCUGCACCAAUCUCUUAGGAAUGGUUGUACAUCUAAAUAGGUGUUUAAGAUUUUUCAUAAGAAAACUUCUUAAGAUUUUCAUAAGAAAAUAGGUAUCACCAAAGAUAUUUAACUGUUAAUAACAUCUUGGAGAGACAGUUUUAACAGUUUGGAGGUUGGCAACAUUUUCAUUGCAAUUUGAUUUGAUACAGUUAGGCAAUAACCUAGAUUAACGGCUAAAGUGUCACCAAAGAAAGGCUUUAACUGGAUUUUUAUGGAGAGAUCAAUCCACUUUAGAUUUUUCUUAAUGACCAAAAUAUACUUCCUCUUAAAUAUGUUCAUUAGUUUUUUUACUAACAUCUGACCAAUUGUAGGAUUUUCUCAAAAGAAACCAUGAAAAGUCUCUGGGUAAAGGUGUAGAGUAAAUACAAACCUGGAAAAGAAAACAAUGGGAAUUUUAAAUUCUUAACUGAGAAUACUUCUUCCAUAGAGAAAGAUUAAACUAAAAUUAUGCCUAUUUAGUUCCUUGGUUCUUAGUGGUUUGUGAAAUUCAUUUAAGACAGAUUUAGUAAAAGUGCAAUGUGCUUACUUUGUAUAGAAAAUCAUACAUUCUGUUGGAGUUACAUAAAAAGCGCUUUCUUUUUUUCUUGUAUUUCAAAGCAAAAUUUACAUAGAGCCUGUGUUGUUUUUUUUAAAGUACCUGUCUUAUUUCUCAACUGUUACUUUGUUAUUAAAAUUUAGUCAGACAGCCAGAUUUAGCAGAUGUUCUUAGAACACCUAUCAAGAGAGUUUUAAACCUUCUCCUAACCUAUUUCUUCUUGGGAGCACAUGCUAUGGACCACCCGACAGGCAGAGCUCACUGUGAACUUUUGGGGAGAGGCCCCCAAGUAAACUUUCUUGAUUAGGAUGAAAAUUGAUGCACCAUUACACAUUCUGGUUUAUCAUAAGAAAUUUACCAACACGACUGCUUUAUGCCAGUAAGAUGUUGGCUACUUGUAAACAUUGUAAAAAUGAUUUUGCCAUGACUUUAAUUUUCUGGGUUAGGAAUACAGAAAUAUAAAAUAUUACCAGGAUGAAUAUCUCUACUAUAAGAAGCAUAGCAUAUCUGUUAAACAUAAAAUAUUACUAUGCUAGAAACUUAGAAAUUCUUUCAAAGCACAAAUUAACCAGCUGUUUCUGGAUUUACUUGAUAAACUUAAUUCAGAGGAUUUUUGAUGAAAAAACAACAGACCGAAAGCUCAUUAAAAUGUACUUUAAUAUGCAUUUCAGGGUUUAUAUGCAUAAAAAUUAAAUAUGCAUAAUUCUCUUACUGAAAGCAGUGUCAUUUUUCAGUCACUUAAAAGUGAUUCUCUUUCUAGUCUAAUGUAGUUUACACAAAUAGUGUGUUUACUUGAUAUCCUUGCUGUAUUUCUAAAUAGAAUGAAAAGAUUGAGCACUUUCUUUUUAGGAAACUAAGGAAUUAAACUUCAAAUUAAUUUAUUUUAAAUGCUCACUAAAAUUGUCUGUAUACUCUCGACACCCUUUUCUAGUAUUGAGAGGAGACAGUUUUCAGAAAUUAAUUGUUUUUAAAUCUAGAAUCAGCUGUGAGAGAGAAAAAUGCAAGGCCUAGCUUUCAGAGCUUCAUGAAAGAUGAAUCAUCUAGUGCAAAUAAAGAUUAAAUAUUCUGGACAGUGUAGAGAUAGUAAACACAUUAUCCAUACUUCACAUCAGUUCACUGGAACCUGGAUCCUAAAUAAUAAAAUACAAUGAGAUCAGCCUGAUAUUGUUUGGGAUAGGUUUUCUUUCUUGUGUGUUUUAGGAUGGGAUGGGGGCCUAAGUGUCCUUAUGAAGCUGUGGUCCAUAACGAGAGUUUGGGGUGGGGGGGGGUGGACACCAGUGUUCUGCUUCAUUCCUGCAUCUGGCAACCCAGUGGCAAACAUCAGCUUUUAAUAGAUUAUCCCUCACAUUAAAUAAAACCAUAAUCAAAUAUAUUGUACAGUUAUGUUGCUCAUUUUCCUUUGAAAUAUAAAAUGUUUUCAGCUUUUUUUGUCAAAGUGGUAACAUCUUACUACAAAUAAAAACCUUUUUGUGGUUGUAAGAUUUAGCUUAUAAAUCAUUCAAAUUGAAGUGAAAGAAUUACCAGGUCAUUGUUAAUGACUUAGUCUAUUAAGAGUAUAUGUAUUUUUGUAAAGGAAAAGCACUUGUAGAUAUUUAAUCAGUACAAGAUAUAUGUCUGUUUUGCAGAAAUAAGAUGCUGCUUAGAGAUUCUCUUUAAAUAUUUUUUAUUUUUGUGCUCAAAUGUAUUUUCUGUCAAUCUAUGGAAUGUUCUGUACAAAGCUGUAUGGUCGUACUGUUGGGCUAGAUACUUUUGUUUUUUUAAAAUCUGGACUUAGCCAAGAAUAUUUGACCAUGUUAAAAAUAGUAUCUUUGUUAUUAAAUUUUUGAUUGCAAAAUU